AUGGAGGCUGAUGAAUACAAUAAAAGUUUGAUUGAAGUGUUGGUUGAUGAACCAUGUAUUUACGAUCCAUCGGACCCGGCUUUUCAGAACAUCAACGAGCGUCACAUGGCUUACGUGAGGUUGGGCCAGCGGUUGAGGGAUCGUGGAGCUAGUGAAGAGCAAGGUAUUUGUUUCGUCUUGAUUUUAACGUUUAGAUUUAUUAACUUUGAGGCAGGUUGAGCUUGGAUAUUGGCAUUUUUGUCGACAUCUAUAAGGCUUCUAGUAUAACAUACUAAUUGGUCGAUUUCUAGUUCACCGAAUAAAUGACCGGUUUCAAGUUUUAAAACGAAGAUACAUGACUGAAUAUCGAAAAGUUCAACGGGGAGUACAAAGCCAUUGGGCUUACUACGAAGAUCUCACGCCGAUUUUAAAUUCGCUGGCCGAAAAAGCAGUCUCGUAAGUGGUAUAUAAUUGUUUUUACUAUACUAUCAUAUCAAAUACUUAAUAAAUUUGUACUCAAAAGCUAGAAUAAUAUCAAUAGCAUUUUUUAGAAACGAAACAACUAGUGUUAUAUCUGAUUCCAACCUAAUAUUCUCGCCAUAUUCACCAUCACCCAGUUCCGACGAGCGGCCGGCUGAAGCGAAGCGUCGGCACGUUGAAGAGAAGCAACGUUCCGACUUUCAGCGUUCCGAAUUCUCAGGCAUAUUCGACUAUGUAUCUUAUAGACUAGAUAACAUGGAUGAGGCAACUAGGAAGGCGACGGUUGAAAAGAUAUUGAGAUUAGUUCAUAACCCGUCGUUGGAAUUGGUGGAUGAACGAGUUAAUGCUUCAACUUCUACUCCGAAAUGGUAA
This is a messenger RNA of Bursaphelenchus okinawaensis, 831 nucleotides long. The record is from the annotation of a GenBank genome assembly. NCBI's taxonomy places the organism in Eukaryota, Metazoa, Nematoda, Chromadorea, Rhabditida, Aphelenchoididae.